Molecule: messenger RNA, 831 nt
Organism: Agrilus planipennis (emerald ash borer)
Lineage: Eukaryota; Metazoa; Arthropoda; Insecta; Coleoptera; Buprestidae
Product: leucine-rich repeat-containing protein 51-like
Exons: 4
Coding region: 83-727 (214 amino acids)
Molecular function (GO): protein binding
Source: RefSeq, a predicted model, not a curated record
UCAAUUCUUAACAUUUUUUUUAUAAUGUGACAAAGUAUUUUAAUGUCAUAAGGAUAUUUUACUAUUUUCUUUAAAAAAAAAAAUGGGCAAAGAUGAAACACAGAAGAAGGGAAAACAGCAAAAAGAACGAAAACCGGUAGACAUUGGCCAAAAUGAGGAAGACACGGCCACACCUUUGGACUUUUCGUUUAAAAAAAUUACAAAAUUAGACAUAAGUCAGGUCCAGGGAGCGAGGUCAUCCAGGAUCGGCUCCAUCCCUGAAAAAGGAAGCGUUAAUAAGCGAUUCCUUACCCGAUCAAUUUGGCUGAAUAACAAUAAACUAACGAAUAUAAAAAACAUGGACACUUUAGUCCAGGAACUUUUGGAACAACCUGAAAAAUUAGGAUGGAUCGACUUUUCGUUCAAUUACAUCACAAAUAUAGACGAUAGUAUUUUAAAAUUCACAAAUUUGAAAAUUGUUUAUUUUCAUGGUAACAAAAUCACCGACAUAAACGAAGUCUGCAAGUUGCGGAAUUUGAAGGAAUUAAGAAGUGUGACAUUUCACGGGAACCCUAUCGCAGAUUUCAGAGCGUACAGAAACUUUCUGAUCACAUUUUUGCCCCAGAUAGUAAAUUUGGAUUUCACCCCUAUCACAAAGACAGAAAGGUUACAACCGAAACCACCGGAGGCUCUGAGGAUUAUAGAAGCGUACGAAAGCCAAACACAACCGAAUGUUAACAACACCUAAUCACACACGUAUUAACUGUGCAAUUGAAAAAUUUGGUGUUAUUGUAUUUUUAUACAUAUGUAUUAUACUUAUUAUAUGUAGUGGCUAUUUUCUAGUUUACAAAA